GAAGGCAGCCGCUAUGUAUCGAAAGUUUGAACUCUUUCUAGGCGGGAGCUGCUGUAGUGGAACGCUUCUACGAAGAAAAUACGAUUUGUGAAAAAUAAACAUUAUUUUACAUCUUUUGUUUAACUGUACCAAAAAUUUUCGACUUCUUGCGCGCAACGUUCUCAUCGCGUUACUGCCUUUUUUCUCUAUCUACUGUUUCCUAAGUAAUGCCAACGUUCUCCUUCAAUAAACAACUCAACCAUGGACUUAUUUUGUGUUAAAUAUUCGUGACAUGACCUUAAUGAACAUUUAGUGGUGAACAUAGUCAAUCUAGUAUCUGGAUUUGCUCACAACAGUACCAAACACAAUCGAACACGUACAAGCAGCCGUAUAAAGUAACGUCCUUACAUAUUUAUUGUGUUUAUUACAUUUAACUGAUAUAUUUCGCUAUACAUCUGUUUGUAUUCAAUAACUGUUAAUAUUUUGAAAUAAUAUAUAGUUUGGUCCACCACAAUUAAUUGGUGAGCCCACGUUUAUGCUAUUUGUUGUACUACUAUAAUGUUUUAUUAACAUUUUCGGCUUACACGUUUUGUUUCUAUCAAAUACGCUUUUACCUACAUCAAACUACUGACAAUGGAUUUUUCUCAAGCAAAUACUCUUACCACAUCACAAUCUGAUGAUAAAGUUCUAAGUUCCAUUAACGCUAUCUCAGAUUUCAAACUUCCUGCAUAUGGAACUAGUGAUUCUAGGAUGUGGUUCUCCCAAAUUGAAGAUUUAUUCAUAGCCAGAAAUAUACGCGCACAAACGACCAAAUACGCGUACGUUGUUAGUGCACUACCCAUAGACGUAGCCGCCCAAGUUGGAGACCUGAUUGAACAAGUACCCGAGAGUGACCCAUAUGACAAAAUUAAAGCCGCUUUAAUUCAGCGAACCUCAGCAUCCGAUGAAAAAAGGUUACAACAACUGUUAACGUCAUAUGAAUUGGGAGACAAAAAACCAUCCCAAUUAUUAAGAUACAUGAAAGAACUGUCAGGACCGUAUAAAUUAGACGAAACCUUACUCAAAGUACUUUGGUUUCAACGGCUACCACAUAACGUAAGACAGAUUCUUACAGUAAUCAUAAACUCAGUCAACCUAACAGAUUUAGCUGACAUGGCUGACAGAAUAACGGAAAUUUAUCCAGACAGCCAGGGACUUGAUUCUGUACAAACCACCAUCAUAAACAAUAUGUGUAACGUUCUUAAUCUUCAACAACAGAUAAUGCAACUGACAAACCAGUUAGAAACGUUACGAGCCUCGGUAGCAAUGAUUAGCACUAGACCAACUACACCUUUCUCUAGGAGAAGGUCAUGCUCCCGACACCGCUCCAAGUCUCCGAAAAGGGCGACCGGUAUUUGUUGGUAUCACCAGAAGUACGGUGAGAGAGCUCGCCGCUGCACAAAACCGUGCACUUUCCCCGCAAACAGUCUGGAGACACAGGGAAGCUGGCCUGCCAGAAAGUGAUGGCGGCGACUACUGGCUACGCUGUAAGCCGUCUCUUCCACAUCAGGGACAGGAUUUCAGGCUCAGUGAAUUUGACUAAAAUAGUGA
Messenger RNA from Schistosoma turkestanicum, 1569 nucleotides. NCBI's taxonomy places the organism in Eukaryota, Metazoa, Platyhelminthes, Trematoda, Strigeidida, Schistosomatidae. The record is from the annotation of a GenBank genome assembly.